CUCUCACCUCCAUUUCCACAAGCAGAAGAAGGGCAUCUAUGGCGAUCCCGAUCCAUGAGGUGCCCCUGAGCUCUGGCCCCAAGGCCAUGCCCUGCAUCGCUAUGGGCACCGCGACCUUCCCUUGGCCGACGACCUUCGACGAGACUCGGGACGCCAUACUCCAAGCCAUCAAGAUCGGCUACCGCCACUUCGACGCCGCCUCAGUCUACUCUUCGGAGUGGCCGCUAGGCGAGGCCGUAGCGGAAGCGCUCCGAUUGGGGUUCAUCGCCUCCCGGGACGAGCUCUUCAUCACUUCCAAGCUCUGGGUCCGGGACGCCCACAGCCAUCUCGUGCUUCCUGCCUUGCAAAAGUCACUCAGGAGCCUUCAGUUGGAGUACCUUGAUCUCUAUCUCAUUCACUUCCCCAUUAGCGCUAAACCGGAAGGCCCUCCCUUACCAAUUUUAGAGGAUGAACUAAUGCCCCUAGAUAUAAGUUCGGUAUGGGCAGCCAUGGAGGAGUGCCAAACGAUGGGGCUUACCAAAUCCAUUGGAGUCAGCAACUUCUCCAUCAAAAAGAUUGAGAAACUGCUCUCUACUGCCACAAUUCCACCUGUGGCCAACCAGGUGGAGGUGAACCCUCUUUUCCAACAAAAGAAGCUGAGGGAGUUUUGCAAAGCUAAAGGCAUUCAACUCUGUGCUUACUCACCGUUGGGAGCUAGAGGAACAGCCUGGGGUCAAGAUUGGGUUAUGGAGUGUGAGAUUCUGCAACAAAUAGCCAAAGCUAAAGGAAAGACUCUUCCUCAGAUAUGUUUGAGAUGGGUUUACGAGCAAGGAGACUGUGUGAUAGUGAAAAGCUUCAAUGAGAAAAGAUUGAUGGAGAAUUUGGACAUCCUGGACUGGGAGUUGAAUGAAGAAGAGAGGGAGAGCAUCAGUAGGAUUCCUCAGCGCAGAGGAAAUCAAUCUACGUUCAUGGUCUCAGAGAAUGGACCCUAUAAGUCUAUCGAAGAGGUAUGGGAUGAUGAAAUAUGAUGAAGGAUUAGUUAAAUGAUUUGAAUUUGUUUUUGAUGUAUGUAAGUUUAUUGUAUGAUAUUAAAACCUCCACUGACAACUCCCCUUGGCUGAGUAAAGAUGAAGGAGGUCUAAAAUAAUAUGUGGUUCAUAAAUUUAUACGAAUCUUAUAGUAAUACUAUUGUUCCUCCAUUAUAGCAA
This is a messenger RNA of Zingiber officinale, 1187 nucleotides long. RefSeq names its product deoxymugineic acid synthase 1-like. Gene Ontology annotation, molecular function: aldose reductase (NADPH) activity. Bases 39 to 1007 code for a protein of 322 amino acids. The transcript is spliced from 4 exons. NCBI's taxonomy places the organism in Eukaryota, Viridiplantae, Streptophyta, Magnoliopsida, Zingiberales, Zingiberaceae. The record is from RefSeq and is a predicted model, not a curated record. Gene Ontology annotation, cellular component: cytosol.